AUUUGGUUGUGUGUGGUUGCGUGGAUUCAAUUGAGUUUUUGUGUCGCAGUUUGGCUCCCGGUUUCCGGACACUACAUGGCAUCCUUUGUCAGAGUGUGCGUGGCUUUGCUUUGUGUUGGGGCAGACACUCGAGAAAAUGAUGUGGUCUUCGCGGAGGUGAAACAAAUUGAUUUCAAAACAACACAACCAAAGACUUGGUGUGGCUUCCGGGACUUGGAUGGAGUGUCAUCGGCUGAACCUUUGCUGAUCAAAUCAGCAGAAAAAUUUUCGUUCCAUUGGGAUUCCGUUCUGCCAGAGGACGAAAUCGUCAGUGUCGAGCUUUCCAACUCCUUCACAUUCAAACCGUAUGCAAAUUUGCACCAAACAUCCCUUCCAGUGACAUGGGCUGUUGCCAAGAAGAUCCUCAAAGGCGAACAUCCAGUGAGCAGGACUUUUGCAUCGUAUAUCCAUCAGCAAUCCUUGCUUUCUCCAUUGGACCCGUUUUUGUCUGAAAUAGCAAGGCACCUGCCGCAAUGUUUUUCUGAGAUUGUUGCGCACAAAGUGCUAUUUUGGUUGGGUGGCUCGACCAACCACACGUCUGGUUUGCAUUAUGAUGCCGUUGACAACCUGUACGUCAUGCUGGAAGGGUCAAAAGAAGUCUUGUCCAAGCAGAUAAUAAUAUGUUUUUUUUUUUGGUACCUUCGUUUUCUACCGGUGCUUAAUUUUUGGCACACACACACAAAAAAAUAUAUAUAUACACACAGUUGUACACAUAUAAUUUUGGUCCUUUCAAACCAACCACCGAGGUGA
Durusdinium trenchii is the source of this 789-nucleotide messenger RNA. The record is from the annotation of a GenBank genome assembly. Lineage: Eukaryota; Dinophyceae; Suessiales; Symbiodiniaceae.